Messenger RNA from Polistes dominula (European paper wasp), 1497 nucleotides. RefSeq lists its product as uncharacterized. The record is from RefSeq and is a predicted model, not a curated record. NCBI's taxonomy places the organism in Eukaryota, Metazoa, Arthropoda, Insecta, Hymenoptera, Vespidae. Gene Ontology annotation, molecular function: nucleic acid binding; RNA-DNA hybrid ribonuclease activity.
AUGUGUAAAAUCUUAGAAAAGAUCAUUAAUAAAAGAUUGAGGUGGCUCAUUGAAACGAAAAAAACAUUAAAUCCUCACCAAAGUCUCAGAAAUUUCCGUUCCACCCUAGACCACCGUAGUAAUCUAGAGACAAAUGUCUGUGACGCAUUAAUCAACAAAGAACAUGUUAUUAUGAUUAGUAUAGAUAUUGAAAAAGCGUAUGAUAUGGUAUGGAGAGACAAAGUUAUGGAAAUUGUAGGUGAAUUUAUUGGAGGUAACAUGCUACAAUUUAUCAAAAACUUUUUUAAAGACCGUUACAUUCAAGUAAAAAUAAAUGGUCACCUUUUAAAAAAAGUUAAAACUGAAAACGGUAUCCCACAAGAUUCGAUUAUAAGCGUUACACUCUUCCUCCUAGAAAUUAAUUAUAUUACUAAACAAAUAAAUCCUCCUAUCAAAAGCUUUCUAUUUGUUGAUGACCUCACUAUUUGCUGCAAGGGCAAAAAUAUAAAAACUACAGCUGAACUCCUGCAAAGUGUCUUAAAUAGCUUACAAGAAUGGUCUAAUGGUAACGGACUCAAAUGCUUAAAACUCAAUGCAUCCUUUUUAGUAAAAGAAAUAACAUCAGAACACCAAAAAUCACCCGAAAUGACCUUAGAAUACAGAGCCAAAUUCCACGAAUUACUAGAAGAAAUUAAUGAUUAUAUCCAUAUCUACACCGAUGCAUCCAAAACUGAAGGUAAAUCUGGAAUUGCCGUUAUUUUACCAGAAAAACAAAGCAAAUAUAGUAUAUACAAUUAUACUAGUAUUUUUACCGGAGAAGCCUACGCCAUCUACUCUGCACUAGAACACAUUGAAGAGUCGAACAACACAAAAUUUGCCAUUUUUAGUGAUUCAAUGAGUGUACUAUCAGCCAUUGGAAACAAAAAGCUAGAAAAUGAUAUCAUUAAAAAUAUAAUAGAUAAAUUCACUAUAAUCAAUUCAAAGCUUAACAAAGAAAUAUUAAUGAUCUGGCUACCAGCAUAUCAAGGUAUUCCUGGAAACGAAAAGGCAGAUAAGGCGGCCAAGGAAGCUACUAACUUACAAGGAAUCGAAAACUCAUUACCUCCCACACAUACUGACUUAAAGAAAUCUUAUUUUCGAAUAAUCAAAACUUAUUGGGAAGAACUGUGGUCCAAUUCAGUUCCUGAAAAACUUCGUCCAAUUGUGGACACAUUCUAUGAAAAGGAAAAUAAACCGCCUAACUUGUGCAGGAAAGAUUGUACUGUUAUAAACAGACUAAAAAUAGGACACACUAUAUACACCCAUAGCUACUUAUUUGAUGGAAUGCCUAAACCAAAAUGUGAAACAUGUAACGAAACCAUAAGCGUUAAACACCUUUUAGUAGACUGCCCCAAUUACAUAAACACACGAAUAAAAUAUCGAAUUCCUUGCGAUUUAAAGACGGCCCUCACCCUCACCGAACACCACAAAAAUGUUAUUAAUUUCCUUAAAACAAUCAAGAUGUAUGAACACAUAUAA